Messenger RNA from Aureobasidium pullulans EXF-150, 720 nucleotides. Its product is annotated as dUTP diphosphatase. NCBI's taxonomy places the organism in Eukaryota, Fungi, Ascomycota, Dothideomycetes, Dothideales, Saccotheciaceae. Bases 1 to 720 code for a protein of 239 amino acids. The transcript is spliced from 4 exons. Gene Ontology annotation, biological process: dUMP biosynthetic process; dUTP catabolic process. The record is from RefSeq and is a predicted model, not a curated record. Gene Ontology annotation, molecular function: dUTP diphosphatase activity; magnesium ion binding.
AUGGCAGACCCAAUUCGCACUCCAGCUGUCGAGCGCGAACCUCCAUCUCUCCCUGCAUCGCCAUCCCCCAAGCGCGUCAAGCACGUUGAACCCGCACCAAACCUCUCAGUUGCAUCGAUCCUGAACGACCCAGCAGCCACUCCCACCCCUCAAUCACCUGCACACAAACAUCAGCAACCAGACAUGGCUGCCGCUGCUACCCACCUCCCUCCGAUGAACCUUGAACCCCCACCACCAGCACUCCAGAUCAAGCUUCUCUCGGCGACAGCUCGUGCUCCUACCCGUGGCAGCGAGUUUGCUGCAGGUUAUGACCUGUACGCUUCAAAGAGCAGCACUGUGCCUGCCAGAGGAAAGGUGCUUGCCGAUACCGACAUCUCAAUCGCCGUGCCCGCCGGAACCUACGGCAGAGUAGCCCCCCGCUCUGGACUCGCAGCAAAGCACUCGAUCGAUGUUGGUGCUGGUGUCAUUGACGCCGACUACCGCGGUCCUCUCAAGGUUCUCCUCUUCAACCUUGGCGAGACCGACUUUGCCAUCAACGAGGGCGACAGAAUUGCACAGCUGAUCAUUGAGAGAAUCUACACACCAGAGGUCCUCGUGGUCGACCAACUUCCCGACAGCGUCCGUGGUGCCGGAGGCUUCGGAUCCACCGGUGGUUUCGCCAACAUCAUCCCACCUGUCAACCCUCCCGUCAACGGAGGUGCUCCCAUUAACGGUCUCUAA